CGGUUUUACAGGAGAAGUGGGAGAGGCAACGAGGGAGGAUAGCUGAGCUGACCGAGGAGGGGCUACAUAGCUACAAUCUACCUGCAAAUACACUUUCCACCCUCAUUUGUCUGCCUUGUUUAGAGAGGGCCAGGAACGCUCCACUUAGUGGGAAUGAAUACACUGGGAUGGCCUGGAAUGGUGCCAACUUACAUAGACCCAGGUGUGUGUGUGCGUGUGUAUGCAGUGACAGGGCGGGGGGUUAGCAGGCAGGAGGGAUGGGGCAUUCUGGACCGGCAAACCCAGUCGUCUGACCGUGUGAGUUACAGGUGUGCCUAGACAACGUAGAGACUGGGACCCUUCGCAGGCUUGGAAGAUGAGUCGGAGGAGUGCUUUGGUCUUCCUCAUGAUGCUCGGGAUCCUUUGCCUGCUUUACUUCUUCAGUCCUCUGCACUGGGGAACAGAGUUUCAUGAGACAUAUGAGGAUCCAGGACCAUACCAUGUGGCAUACCCCCAAAACUAUCGCUUCAUCCUAGACCACCCACAGAAGUGCAAGCAGCACAACCCCUUUUUGGUGGUGAUUGUGCCAGUGGCUCCUCACCACGUGGAAGCUCGUCAUGCCAUCAGGAAAACAUGGGGGAACGACAGUCUGGUCCAACACGGAACAGUGCUGGUCCUGUUUCUGCUGGGAUUACCAAGUGGGAACAACUCCAGAACUCUACAGCUCCGCAUACAUCAGGAGAACCUGCAACAUCAGGAUUUGCUGCAGAGCGAUUUCAUAGACUCCUACAGGAACCUGACCAUUAAAACUAUGGUGAUGCUAGAAUGGCUGAAAGAGUACUGUCCCCAGGCGCUCUUCGCUGCUAAAGUGGACGACGACAUCCUGCUGAACAUCAGAGGCCUGAUGAUGAUGCUGCUGAAUCCCAGCGUACUUCUGAGCAACUACAUCACUGGCCUGGUGUGGUACGGCAACGUUGUAAUCAGAAAUCCAUCCAACAAGUUUUACAUCCCUCAUAAUGUGUAUCCCAACUCUGUGUACCCACCAUACCCUUUGGGCAUGUGCUACAUAAUGUCCAUGGACCUGCCAGGAAAGAUCUUGAAGGUGUCAAAAGAAAUUAAACCCAUUUUCAUCGAGGACGCAUAUAUAGGCUUGUGCCUUGAACGACUCAACAUUGCUCCCACAAAUCCUCCAAACCUUGAUCAAUUUGUGGUCAACCCACCUAGGGUGUACAACCGGUGCUACUAUGCCAAACGUAUUGCUAUAAUGACCAACAGUCCCAAUCAACUGACCUCUUAUUGGACUGAUAUUCACAAACCUGGCCCAGCGUGUUGAUGCGGUUGGUUAAACUCCUGAAGUUAGGACUUCUCAGGCCAUAUUCACAAAUCUGCUGAUUUAGGACCAGAUUCACAUGCAUGCUGACUCUACCACACCACUGGGUUAUAUGAAGAUAACCGUUCAACAUAGGGUUAGGAAAUUAUUGUCAUGGUUUUCAGACCAUGGAUCAUGGAGUUGGUCAUACCAUUCCAUCUGUCUUGUUAUCCAGUAGUUAUCGUGGUUCAGUAUUUUUUCAAUAUUUAUCACCAGUAAAACUAUCCAACACCUAUUUUCUCCCACACUCAUGGAAGUCCUCACUCCAGGAUCAAUGUCGGGUGGUUAAACAAGCAGGCACACCUCUUGGCUGCACAGUAGCACUAGCUACAGAACAUUUCUUGAGCUCUAAAGAGCUUGAUCGAGUGCCUCAGCUGAGGCAACAGCUGCUGUAUAGCUUCCGGCCUUUAUCGUUUGCUGCAGCACUCCUGAGGACAUGCCGGUUCUCCCUGAGGCGUGAGUUUGAUCCCUGGAGGGACUAACUAGCAGUGUUUGUUCUACUAUUCAUCAGGUCUUUGUACAGGUAUCAUUUCAUUGCUUGGACUGGACGAUUGGUGUGUGGGGACAUCAGAAGAAAAUAAGAGACCUUUCUAAGUUCACAGUUUUCUUCAGGACUGUUUUCAGCCAUCCAGUCAAGGGAGGGGACUCAAUAGAGCUACAAUAUCCAGGUUAACUACAGAUGAGGACCUCAACACUUUGUGAACAGCACUUAGUUAGUUGCACCUAACCCUGGAGGAUAAGCAGCCGGAGGAUGCGGAGGUCCAGGGGUCAUAACAGCCCGAGGCUAUGAACUGCAUUACUGCAACAUUGCUUGUUUCAGUGGGUGCCAUCAGGAUCACCUUAGAGUCGUUUCAUAUAAACCCUGGUUUGGGGACGUGCACUGUGCACAGAUACAACAUGGUUUUGUUCCAUAAAAUUGCUGUCACAGGAAACACCUGGAAACACUUGACAGAAUCAUGAAACUGUGACAGAUAGUAUAUAGUUCAUUAGCAUUAACUAGCAUAAUGGCUUUACAUUUAUUUGUAUUGCAAAACAAGUGUUAAUGUUACCAAGAAUCUUCCAAAUAAAAUCCUGCAGACAAUCCCACCAGGCGUUUUCUCCCCUUAGGCCACAAGUUACGGAUGGCUGUGGCAACACUGGGGUCCAGACUCUCGACCUUCUGGUAGGGGGGUGAUUAGUCCGUUGCACCACUCGCACUUCUGAUCUUGCUCAGAUCUGUGUCCUUAAAUGUUAACACACUGUUAAAACAUGUUUGUUGUUUUAACUUUAAAGAGUAAUGUGAUGCAAUGGUCUAAGAAUUCAUUCAGCGAUCCCACAGAGGAGAAAAUGUCUGGUAUAACUGGGGCAGCAAGAAUUCCAGCUAAAGGAGAAACUGUGUAAAAAAACAGAUUCUAUACUGUUUACAUACUUGAGAAACUCGAACUGAGACUUAGCAGAACCUUUGACUAAACUGAGUUGGGUGUCCUCAGGUUAAAUUUAAGAAAAGCUGUGUAAUCAGAUACCUUAUAAUUUUAAGUUUUUUUUUUUUUUUUAAGUGCAAUUAUUAGUGGAAAAGCAUUCCUAAUAACAUUAGCUUGGCCUUGGGAAACAGACACUGAAACUGGGGAGUGGCCACGCCCAUUAAACAGCAGGGGAAAGAUGCAAUCAUCGUAGCUUUGUCGAAUGAGGUUGCUAAAAGGUCCAGUUUAUCACAAAUCCCAUAUGAAAAAUAAAUAUAUGCAGUGUUUUUCUCAAAUGCAUUUCAAAAUGUGUGAAAAUGGCCAAAUAAUGUUUUCUUGUUUAAUGUACUUCAGUGUUUGGAAUACAUUUUGGAAUGAAACACUGAAUAUGUUUACAUGCACACCAAUAGUAUGAUCAUUAUCCGAUUUCGGCAGUAAUCUGAGUAUUAGAUUAAGGUUGUUAUUGGAUUUUUUUUAAAUCAACAAGGAGGGCUGAAUUUUAGCUCAGUAAUUGGCUCUGUCAGUGCAUAUAUACCCUUACUCUGAUUUCUUUCAUUUUUCUCAGUCUGUGCAUGUGCAAAAACUGACCGCUGUCACAGAAAUAUAGCCUGACUCAUGUAGACCUGGAGUUUUCCCAUUAUCUGAUUACCCAAGUGCAUGGAGAAUGAAUUACUGGUAAAAUCUGAUAUUCUGGUUAAUAUAUUAAGUGCAUGUAAACACGUGCAAUGUAUUUUAAAUGUUGCUCACACGUAAAAAAAAAAAAACAUAAAUAUAGUAUUUACCUAGAACU
Colossoma macropomum (tambaqui) is the source of this 3577-nucleotide messenger RNA. RefSeq names its product beta-1,3-galactosyltransferase 2-like. The transcript is spliced from 2 exons. The record is from RefSeq and is a predicted model, not a curated record. Gene Ontology annotation, cellular component: membrane. Bases 356 to 1312 code for a protein of 318 amino acids. Lineage: Eukaryota; Metazoa; Chordata; Actinopteri; Characiformes; Serrasalmidae. Gene Ontology annotation, molecular function: N-acetyl-beta-D-glucosaminide beta-(1,3)-galactosyltransferase activity.